AUGCGAUCCAGCGGCCCCAGGCAAGAAACCCGCACCCCCACGGUGAUAGAGCUGGAGGGAAUCUUGCGCAAUAACAGAGUUCCACUUAGUCGGAUUGAUGAGGUCUGGCCAAACCUGUACAUUGGAGAUAUGACAGUGGCCCAUGACAGAUUUCAGCUGUGGAAGAUGGGGAUUACUCGUGUGUUAAACGCUGCACACAAACAGCUGGCCUCCAGUGGCUGCCAGGAUUUCUACGGUGCUGCUAUAGAUUAUUAUGGCAUCACAGCCUGUGACCUGCCAAGCUUUGACAUUUCUGCCUAUUUCCACUCCGCAAGUGACUAUAUACAUCAAUCCCUCGAUAUACUGGGAGGGAAGGUGUUGGUUCACUGUGCCUUUGGAUACAGCAGGUCAGCUACCCUGGUUUUGGCCUACCUGAUGAUUCACCAUCACCUUACACUGCUGGAUGCUGUCAACACGGUAGCUGAACACAGGCGAAUUUUCCCCAAUCGAGGGUUUUUAAAACAGUUACGCGCCCUGGACAUGAAAUUACAACUAGGAACGGAGGUCUGA
Messenger RNA from Hypanus sabinus (Atlantic stingray), 549 nucleotides. Its product is annotated as dual specificity protein phosphatase 13A family protein. Gene Ontology annotation, molecular function: protein tyrosine/serine/threonine phosphatase activity; MAP kinase phosphatase activity. The transcript has 3 exons. Gene Ontology annotation, cellular component: cytoplasm. The record is from RefSeq and is a predicted model, not a curated record. Bases 1 to 549 code for a protein of 182 amino acids. Gene Ontology annotation, biological process: protein dephosphorylation; negative regulation of MAPK cascade. Lineage: Eukaryota; Metazoa; Chordata; Chondrichthyes; Myliobatiformes; Dasyatidae.